AUGGCCUUCAAAAGCGGGUCCUUCGCGACCUUCCUCAUCGUCUGCCCAACAUGUUUCUUCCUGGGAAUCAUCUUCUCCAUGUUCCCAUACGACUACCCAAUUCUCUGGUCUACAAUUACCACUCCCGCCUCCCACUAUGAUUACCUCGAGGCCCAUCUCCGCUUCCUCCACGCCAGCCCACCGCUCAUCCCCCGCAUCCUCCACAUCGUGAUCUUCCUCGGUCUCGCAGGCCUAAUCACAAAACUCUACAAGCCCUCCGAAUCUAACAUGCUCUUUGAUGGUGCCUCGCUCGUUCUCUACAUGUGCGGUGUAACAGUCUACAUCGCCAAUAUCGUGAAGGGUCUUCGUCUUGCAUCGGCAGGCCAAUACGGCUCCCAGCUUGCUUCUACCCCCGAGGAACGGGAUCAGAUCCUUGGUCGCGAGGACUCGCUCAAGGUGCUCUCGGCUAGUAAUACUAUUUUGGCACUUGUGCUUGUUGGUAUCUUGGUUUUGCAGGCUGGACAGUGGUAUGCUGAGCGCAAGGAUGCGCAGGAGAUCGAGAACUUGAAUAAGGGUGAGGAGAGCUCGAAGAAGAGUGCUAGUCAGAAGAAGAAGAACUAG
Molecule: messenger RNA, 600 nt
Organism: Penicillium angulare
Lineage: Eukaryota; Fungi; Ascomycota; Eurotiomycetes; Eurotiales; Aspergillaceae
Product: putative secretory component protein shr3
Exons: 2
Coding region: 1-600 (199 amino acids)
Biological process (GO): endoplasmic reticulum to Golgi vesicle-mediated transport
Cellular component (GO): endoplasmic reticulum membrane
Source: RefSeq, a predicted model, not a curated record